Mycotypha africana is the source of this 246-nucleotide messenger RNA. RefSeq lists its product as uncharacterized. NCBI's taxonomy places the organism in Eukaryota, Fungi, Mucoromycota, Mucoromycetes, Mucorales, Mycotyphaceae. Bases 1 to 246 code for a protein of 81 amino acids. The record is from RefSeq and is a predicted model, not a curated record. The transcript has a single exon.
AUGGCACCUGCUUACGCUACUGAUACUGCUCCUGACCAGAAAGAUCCUUCUUUCGAGAGAUCCAGUUUCACCAAUCAAGGAGAAGUAACGAAAGACAAUGAUGGUAGCCAGCCUACUCUACGCAAAAUCAAGAAUGGCCUUCAUGACAUGAAAGAAAAUGUCAAAGAUGUGUUUGGACGUGAUCAUCCUCGGGGAGAAGAAUCCGAGAAGAUACCGCAAGACGGCAAAACGAAUCCCAUGGAAUGA